CCAGAGCAUACGGCUUCUCAGUAUCUUCACCUCUCACAGAGAGGUGUGCAGCUUCAUGCGGUCACUGAGCUCAACAUAACUCAGCAAACAUGAUUUGGAUCAUCUUGUUUUGUCUUCAUAUAUUCCCAAAUCUUCUUGCGUUACCGAACAUGACUGUGGACAUAAACAGUGCUGCACUUGAUGAGCCCGUGACGUUUGCCGGGGAUUUUGAGGAUGCAUCUGCUCAGAACCAGAAAGAAGAAAGUGUGAGAAAUGUUGAUAGAGAAAAGUGUACAGUUCCAUGUGAGAUGGCAGCAAAACUCAUGCAGGAUGAAAAGCAUUCUUGGUGCAGUAACCUCCAACAUGCCAUGACAACAUAUACCAGGAGCACCAGAAAGUUGAUCCGAGAUUUGAUUGAUGAACAGCAGAAGACCCUGGAAUUCCUCUCUAACCAGGUAAUGGAACUUACAACCAAAGUCCACAGUCUCAGUUUAGACGUGCAGAGGAGCAACACAGAGAUGUUUUCUAUGAAGCCCAUGCAUGCUCAUGGUAGAGACUGCAGUGACAUCAAGGAAACACUAGAGGCAGUAUCACCCAAAAUUCCAAGCGGUGUUUAUAUUAUUCAACCUGAAAACUCUGAGCUUUUGUUUGAGGUAUUUUGUGAGAUGGAUUAUAUGGAAGGAGGCUGGACAGUCAUCCAGAGACGGACUGAUGGCCUGACUGACUUUAAACGUGCAUGGUCAAACUACCUGGAUGGAUUUGGACCCCUUCCAGGUGAACACUGGCUCGGUUUGAGGAAGGUGCACAGUAUUGUAAGUCAGAAGAACACACGCUUUAAGCUUCACAUAUCCUUUGUCUCUCAAGAUGAUUCUAUUGCGUACGCCUCUUACGACAACUUCUGGCUUGAAGACGAGAGCAAAUUCUUUGUAAUUCACCUCGGGAGAUAUGCUGGUAGUGCAGGUGAUGCUUUCAGAGGAUAUGAACAAGAGCAGAAUCAGGACACGGCACCUUUCAGUACAUCAGAUGUGGAUAAUGAUGGCUGCAUUCCUUUCUGCACUUUUGAUGGCAAAGCCGUGGAGAGCUGCAGCGUGAAACACAACAACACAGGCUGGUGGUUUAAUCAGUGCGGCCGGGCAAACCUUAACGGCUCACCACUAGACCAAGAUCGCUCUACUCAGCCGCACAUUCACUGGGACACGUGGACUAAGAAUGGAGAACCUGUCAGUAUCAAGUCAGUAACAAUGAAGAUCAGGAGAGUUGAAGGCUCAAAUUUGAAAUAGGUGUUUUAUUUGCAGAGUCUUUUUGAAAAAAAAAAAAGUUUUACGCAUGAUUCAAACAGAGAUAAUGUCAUUCAUUAGGGAUCUUAUAUUCUAUUGAAUGUGUUGAGGUGUAAUGCAGAGUUCAUCUUAUCACUCUCAAGUUGAAUAUUUUAAUGUGAAUGCAAACAUAAAGAAGUUUAUCUCACUUGUACAACAGCAUUUUGCUUCCACAACUUUUUAUUCAUUAAAUAAGACAUUAUACUAUUUAUACAUUUAUAGUUGUAUUUAAUGAUGUAAAAUGUCUGCAAAACAAGUUAGUUCCUGCUAUGUUAGAGCAGCUAUUAACAAUCUUUCCAUCACUUUUGUGGGACAAAAAUCCCACAAAACACUGUCUUCUGUUCUGUAUAAUUUCCUGGGGAUUUUUCUAGUAAGUCAGAAAAGUAAGUUAGAAAGGUAGAAAAUCUAUCGUCUGUGAGAAAGCACUUACAUUGGAGACAAAUAUUUUAAAAUUCUAACAUUAUUUUUUUCCAAAAAUUAAUCAACACAAGACUGACCAAUCAUAUUAAAGAAAUAAGGAGCAUUAUGGCAUAAAAUAAAUUAAACCA
Tachysurus vachellii is the source of this 1843-nucleotide messenger RNA. RefSeq names its product angiopoietin-like 5 (gene angptl5). The record is from RefSeq and is a predicted model, not a curated record. The coding region runs from base 90 to 1259 and encodes 389 amino acids. Lineage: Eukaryota; Metazoa; Chordata; Actinopteri; Siluriformes; Bagridae. The transcript is spliced from 8 exons.